This is a messenger RNA of Dermacentor silvarum, 1272 nucleotides long. Its product is annotated as protein 5NUC-like. Gene Ontology annotation, cellular component: plasma membrane. The coding region runs from base 1 to 1272 and encodes 423 amino acids. The transcript is spliced from 7 exons. Gene Ontology annotation, biological process: AMP catabolic process. Gene Ontology annotation, molecular function: 5'-nucleotidase activity. Lineage: Eukaryota; Metazoa; Arthropoda; Arachnida; Ixodida; Ixodidae. The record is from RefSeq and is a predicted model, not a curated record.
AUGUCUCGCAACAAGUCUGACCUCUGCGAUCGACACACACAGUUCACAAACGACGUCGAGUGCGUCCGGCGCGAAGCUCAGCGCCUCAAGAAGCAGGGCGUGCACGUCAUCAUAGCGCUGGGCCACUCGGGCCUGGAGUACGACAAGCGCAUCGCGUUCGAAGUGCCCCUCGUCGACAUUGUGGUGGGCGGGAGCUCGCACUACUUCAUGUUCAGCGGAAGCCCGCUCGUCAGCCCACCCGAGCCGGUCUACGGGCCGUACCCUGUCGUCAUACAGAGACCCGACGGCACGCAGGCAGUAGUGGUAACUGCCUUCUGGUUCGGCAAAUACGUGGGACAACUCGAGGUGCACUUCGACCUGAAUGGGAAUAUCCUUGGCUACGAGGGAUUUCCCGUGCUCAUGGACUCCUCCAUUGAUGUCGAGGCAGACAACCGGGUCUACUUGUCGAAGCUGGCUGACAGCAUCGCCACCGCGCGCGAGAAGUCCGACACGGACCGGAACCAGCCGAUCGGUUCGACCAAGGUGCUCCUGGAGGGCAGCCGCCAGAGGUGCCGCCUCGAGGAGUGCUCCAUGGGGAACCUGCUGACGGACGCGCUUUUCAACUGGUACGCGGGCCUCCUGUCGGAAGACGACAACCUCUGGGGGCCGGUCAACGGCGCCAUACUGCCCGGCAGGGACAUCUACGCGUCCAUCGACGAGCGCCUCACGCGCGGUCGCAUCUUACUGCAACACGUCAUCGAAGUGCUGGCGUUCAACGACGACGUAAACCACGCUUUCGUUAUCACUAUGCCUGGACGAAUCCUGCAGGAACUUUUAGAAGGCUCCAUGAAAGAGUACGACGUCACGAAGAGAGCACCUGUCACAGAUUUUCUUCAGGUCUCGGGCAUUCGAGUGGAGUACAACGUCAGGCGCCGGCCUAACUACCGCGUCACCAAACUUCAUACAAUCUGCACUGAUUGCCGCGUGCCGACGUACGUCGCCGUAGAGCCGAACAAGACUUACCGCUACGUGGUGCCGCAGACCAUGUUCAACGGCAGCGAGGCGGCUCUCUUCGAGAAGCUGCCAAAGGCAAACAUCCUCAACACAGGUGUGACGGUCUUGGAGCUUGUUCGCCUGUACAUCAACCGGUCAUCGCCCAUCAGGACCAAGAUCGAAGGUCGCAUCACCAUCACGAGCGGUUCGGGACUACGGAGACCUGCCGCACCUCUUCCCGCGUUCCUAGCGGUGUUCCUGCUCCGCCGGCAAGCGUCUGGUUGUGGCGCGCGCUCAUAA